AUGAGCGCUGCAAUUUUUAUUCGAUAUUGCAGUCGUGAGAUGAAUCAGCCUGUUUGGCGACGGGCUUUCAGCUCUGUAUUAUCAUAUAGUAGAUAUCCCCUUUUUGUUGUACGAAAAGGCUAUUCUUCCCGUUUGUUUAGACGGAAUUCUAGCUUUUUUCGAAAAGGUAGUCUAUCAAAGAAAGGGGACAAGAGUAAGCAACAGGGAGUAAAAGGUUCAUUUGACGAAGUUGGUGAAAACGUUGACAAAGAGAGCAAAAAGUUAUUCGAUAGCAAAGUGGGUCAGGGAUCGCAGUCGAUCGAUGAAAAGUACAACGAGACGGUGAGAAGAAUGCUAAAUUCGGGCGAAGUUUCUCCGAUAAUGAGAAAAGUCUUAGAGAAGGAGAUGAAAAAGAUAGAGGAAAGGGCGCAGUCGAGUAAGAAGUCUCAAGAAGCAGUGUCAGGAGUAAGAAAGUCAGGGUUUUGGAGAGAGAACGAAUCGAAAGGUUCCAAAGCAGCUGAGGGAGAUAGUGAAGAGGUGCAGCAGUUUUCUGACUUUACGGAGCAAGUGUUGAAGCAGGGUGAGAGUUCUAUUAAUGCUUUGGAGAAAGAACUGAAGGAUGGAACGAUUCCUUCGUUUCUGCGUCCGCUUGCGCAGCAGCUCUUGGAUAAACUGAGGAGUUUACAGGCGUCUGUACAGAGUGGGGCUCAGCAGGAGGCGAAAGAGAAGCAAUCGAAUGACGCAGCAGACGAAGAAUCGAGCGAGGUGAAAGGCAGGGAAGCGAAUGAAAAAGCGAACGAGUCCACUGACAAGAAUACUUCGGGCGAUUCGCCAGACAAACAGUCGAAAAAAGCUUCCCAAGAACAGCCUGACGACUCGAAUGAAGAGUCUUUCCGCAGUUCUUCAUCGAACGACGGAGGCGCUCUGAAUAACAUCUAUCUAAUCGUAUCUCUUCUUUCAUGA
This is a messenger RNA of Blastocystis hominis, 942 nucleotides long. RefSeq lists its product as hypothetical. The coding region runs from base 1 to 942 and encodes 313 amino acids. The record is from RefSeq and is a predicted model, not a curated record. The transcript is spliced from 2 exons. Lineage: Eukaryota; Bigyra; Opalinata; Blastocystidae.